AUGAGAGAGUUCAAAUCAUUUAGCACCACAGAACAGAGUACAUUACCACAGGGUCACAGGAACCCAACUUACAGCGAGAUUUACGCUGAACCUGAGAACUUUCUAGAGGUCGAAGUGAUCAAUCCAAAGACUCACGUCCCAAAUGGGUCUGAUACGAGGGGAAUGUUUACGGAUUACGAGAUCAUUUGCCGUACGAAUCUUCCUAGUUUCCACAAGAGGGUUUCAAGAGUAAGAAGAAGGUAUUCUGAUUUCGAGUUCUUUCGUAAAUGCUUGGUGAAGGAGUUGUCCAUGUAUAGCAAUCACCCCAAAGUUGUGAUCCCCCAUCUUCCAGGGAAAAUACUACUGAGCAACAGAUUCAAUGAUGAUGUGAUCGAAGAGAGGAGACAGGGUCUUAACAAGUGGGUAGAGGCCGUGGUGGGACAUCCACUCUUACAAACCGGAUCUAAGACCCUUGUAAGGUUCAUCGAGGAGCCGAAAUUCGUCGGAUAG
This is a messenger RNA of Torulaspora delbrueckii, 489 nucleotides long. It is a transcript of the gene SNX3, whose product is annotated as Snx3p. Gene Ontology annotation, molecular function: phosphatidylinositol-3-phosphate binding. Gene Ontology annotation, cellular component: retromer complex; early endosome membrane. Gene Ontology annotation, biological process: endocytic recycling; late endosome to Golgi transport. NCBI's taxonomy places the organism in Eukaryota, Fungi, Ascomycota, Saccharomycetes, Saccharomycetales, Saccharomycetaceae. The transcript has a single exon. Bases 1 to 489 code for a protein of 162 amino acids. The record is from RefSeq and is a predicted model, not a curated record.